Cuscuta epithymum is the source of this 2293-nucleotide messenger RNA. NCBI's taxonomy places the organism in Eukaryota, Viridiplantae, Streptophyta, Magnoliopsida, Solanales, Convolvulaceae. The record is from the annotation of a GenBank genome assembly.
GCAGAUUGACCAACUUGCUCAACAAGUUACUAUAGCAGGAAGUACCAUGGUCAUCACAACGGAAAGCAAAAGAGGAAAGGAGGAUCCCAAAGUUCCGGAGAGCAAGAAGACCUCAGACAUACUUGAUGUACACGACGGGACUUUCUUGAAGUCGGAAGCUAAUGUUCUCACGCCUCCAAAUGGUAGAGGAGACCUCUUUUCCAUUCAAGAAGGAUACGCCAAGAAGAAAGGAAGACAUAAUCUGGACACGCCAAAAAGGUACAUUUUUUACCCGGGUGAUACUCUUCUCAAUAUUGAAAAUAAUAGCUCCGCAUCCUCUCCUCCCCCGCAAGAUUUUAAAAGAGAGGUCCUACUAGCUAAACACCUGCGGGAAUUCAGCUGCACAAAAGAGGUACGUUCGUCCGGCCUAUGACGUUAAACUAAGCGCUAAUUGGGAGGCAACCCAACAAAAAAACAAAAAAAAACAAAAAAAAAACAAAAAAAAAAAUUAUCGAUCCCAGCUCAGGUAUCAUGCAACUCCUACUCUCACAAGACGGUCCAUUCUGCUAUUGAAGUUUUCGUCCUCCAUUGUAUCCAAAAAUGUACAUUGAGGACAAUGUAUCUCAAGUGUGGGGGGUGCAUCUAAGGGUUAGUUAAACAAAUUUUGUGUGCAAAAUAAUUUUUUUAGGAAGGUAAAACUUGUGAUAAUUCUCUUUUUAAUGGGUAUUUGGUUGAGAAAGUUUUGAUUAUUCACAUAAACUAUCAUUUUUUUUAGAUUUAUUACACUACUCUUUACUCUUGAAAACCACCCAAAAAAAACCUUGUGACUAGGAAUACCACCUUCUUUCACUUCCAAAAAAUGGUUUAAAAACAUCUCAAAUAUUCAAGAACCAUUUUGGAAAACAAGCCACCCCAUAUCUCAUCAAAUAAAUUGGGAUCAUUAAAAUGACUUUGAGUAAAUACUUGUUGAGAAUCCAUUCAGAUGAGAUAAAAAAAACAUGGUCUCUUCCAAGAAUUUCAACCGAUCCAUUUCUAUACUCAAAAGUCAAAUAUACAAAAAAAGCCAUCCUACACACCCAAAAAGCCCUAGUCACAAUCCACUCAUCUACUCUCAAGGGUAUAAGUAAUUUUUCUAAAUCUAAUGAUAGUUUUGUGUGUCUAAUAGAAAUUUGGUUUUGGACCGAGAAAGAUAAAAGAGUUUACAUGAGUUUUUACCUCUCUUAAAAUUAAAAUUAUUUUUGUUCAUAUAUUUUUGUUGAAACUAACCAAGGCAUCCAAAGGUGAAGAAAUUGCUUGAGGACAAGCAAUCCUCAAGUGUGGGGGGAUUUGAUAGCCGUUAUAUUUACUUGUGUUUAACAUAAGUAUUUAUAAGUAUUUGUUGAAGAAAAGAAAAGAAAUCGGACAAAUACCUUCAGAAUGAGAGCUAAAGCAUAAAACAUUGUGAUGAACGGUUUUUUAGACCAAGAGGAUGACGUUCUGCCCAUAAUUUGAGUAUAACGUAUUGUAGAGAAGUCGAAAUCACUCAAUUCGAAUUUCAUGUGAAUGUUAACUCAAUAAGGUACAAAUGUUAUGAAGACGUCAUGGACAAAAUAUGAAAGGAACAAGACUCAAUCAACCAACAAAGUCAGAUGUUGCUGGUGGGAUUUCAGGAUGCAUACCUCUCAGUGUUUUAGCCAUAACGUUUGAUUGGAUGAAUAAAAUCACGUCAUUCAAGUUUUGGUGGAUAGAAGACUUCAUUAUCUACAAAUUUGGUGAAGGAAUCAUGUCCAAAUUCAUAGCGGAACAUCCCCAAAAUCCCGGGACAAAAUUUGACACUUUUUGAUCUAUUUUGGAAGAAGGGAAAGGAAGCACAUUUUUGGGCGCAACAACCGGCGCCGGUCAGGCAUGAACCGGCACCGGUCGGAAGGUUUUUUCGCAAAAACGCCACUGUUUUCAACCGGGGCCGGUCAGCACACAACCGGGGCCGGUUGGUCCGAUUUUCUGCUAAAACACAGCAACGUGCAAGAGGAUUUUGAUGGGAAAACUUCACCUUCCUCAUCUCUUGAUCAAAUAUCUCCUCCAUACCUGAUUGUUGGGCUUGAAUAGACUAAAAGAUGCCAUUCUUUAGCCUAUAUAAAGCCUUCAAUUCAUCAAACAAACGCAUUCCAUUCCAUAGAUUAAAUCAUAGCUUUUAUAUUUUUGUUCUUGGUAUUUUCUUCAAGUUCUUGAGGAGGAAACUUCAACCUCCAAAACCAUUGGUGUUUAGGUAUUAUUUCCUUUGUAAUUUCAUGUUCCAUUACAUUUCAUAUUGUAUUGUGAUUAAUAUGAGCAUUAG